This is a messenger RNA of Echinostoma caproni, 303 nucleotides long. NCBI's taxonomy places the organism in Eukaryota, Metazoa, Platyhelminthes, Trematoda, Plagiorchiida, Echinostomatidae. The record is from the annotation of a GenBank genome assembly.
AUGAAGGAUCCGUGGCCUGACGCCUUUGAGGACGGAGAUUCGCGGACGUUCCUGGAGGAGUUAGAGCAGGUCGCGGAGCUGGCGAAACUACGGUCUGACCGGAGUAAGUUAACGGCCCUCCGAGCGCUUCUCAAGGGCCGGGCGCAGGCGGUGUUGGAUACAAUGCGAAGAGAUCCGGGAAAGAUGGAGUGGACCGCCGCGAAGGACGCCUUGCUCGCAGGUUUUGACACCCCGGGCGACCGCCAGCAGGCGUUGCAGAGCUUCAGGACGGUGCAGCUCGGAGUUGGCGAGGGCCUCAUGUAG